Messenger RNA from Linum tenue, 6902 nucleotides. Lineage: Eukaryota; Viridiplantae; Streptophyta; Magnoliopsida; Malpighiales; Linaceae. The record is from the annotation of a GenBank genome assembly.
GUCCGAUCAGACUUUACACCCGCAGAAUCAGCCGCCGUAACUAGUCCCCCGACAAGCCUCUGUUUCCCACCGGGACCAAAGACCAUCUCGGAUUUCCUCUUCUCAAAAGUCUGAAACUCUGUCCUCUUUAGAAUUACCAAUUCCGCGCUCGAUUUCUGGUUCUUCGUUUCACUUCCGCGCAGCUCGAAGUCUUCCCAUCUUUAUUCGCUUAACUUUGCUGCCGAAACCGCCGCACCCCACAGAUCGCGAAGAGGCCGGACGGCUGCCCGGUUUGUUCGCCGGAGUAGGCAGCAGACGAAGAACAGCCGACGCAUGUCUCGCGGCAAGAGCAGAGACUGGAGUCCUCUACAUUACGAGGCUUCGUUUCUGUUUAUGUUCAGCCCAUUAAACUUUGAAGCUCGGAGGGGAGGUCUUCAAAAUGUAUCAUGGUUCCAGUUUCUUCCCAAUGAAGCUGAGUUGAACUCCGUAGCUGAUAAGAGUGUAAAAAUGGAUCAAAAAGAUGCUGCUACACGGCUGGUGCUUUCAUCCCAUUUGCAGCUGCAGAAGGAGGGAUUUCUCAGUACAUGGACUAAUUCUUUUGUUGGACCUUGGGAUCCAUCUCAAGGUUUACAUAAUCCUGAUGAGAAAAUCAAGCUUUGGCUUUUUCUUCCUGGGCGCCAUUCUUCUGUUGCCGAGAGAGCUCAGUCAGCAGUUUUUAAACUAAGAGUUGUUGCAUCUGGAAUCUGGGUAGCCCCUGGGGAUUCUGAAGAGGUUGCUGCUGCUCUUUCUCAAUCUUUAAGGAAUAGCAUAGAAAAGGCACUUUUUGGACUUUCUUACGUGCGAUUUGGAGAUGUGUUUUCAAAGCAUCGUCCAGGCCAAACUGAAGCACUGUACAGAUCGAACUCUGUUGAUGCAACAACCGCUUUGAAGCUCAUCUGGUCAGAAACUGGGCUUGAGUUAAUCGUGAGGUCACAUCCAGAAGCUCUAGCUAACGGGAUCAACGAUCCAUUAGCUGAAGUGAGGAGAGGACAACCUACUGUCGAAUUCAUCUUUGCGGCCACCGAUGAAGCAAUUUUUGUUCAUGCUAUAAUAACUGCCAAGCACAUUCGCAUGCUUUCAGCAAGUGACAUUGAUAGGGUCUUGAAGCACUCAUCUAAAGAUUCUGGCAAUAAACUUCCAGUUAUCGUUUCUCCUCAUGGAAUGCGUGGCUGGGUAACAGGAUGUUGCCCAAAUGAUCUCGUCAAGCAAGUUUAUGCAAGUGACCUAUUUGCUUGUAUUGCGCUCUCUCUUAAUAGUUCUGGCAACUCUAGGAUGCUGGAUGGUAUAAUUGGUUCAUUGAAGGAUGUUUCACAAGGGCCUGCAUUCCAGUUGAGGGGGCAGCAUUCGUGCGUGGAAGUUACACUUGGUUGCCCAAGAUCUGAGAGUGGUAAGGCAUUGCAAACAAAGUUGGGUGCAGGUAGCAGUCUACAGAAGCAUCAUGUCAUGGAAUCUCCGGCCACAGCACGAGGUGAUCACAGUGGUUUGCAAGACUACCUCUCAGCAAACGAGAAGAUAUUCAUCUAUCCGGUCGACGCUGUUGCUGUCCCUCUCUUACACACCUCAUUUGCUCGGUCUUCUCUCAGAAGAUUUUGGUUACAAAACUGGACAGGGCCAUCAAUGUCCGGUGCAGCUUUCUUUAUGCAUAGUGGGGGUAAUAUAGACAGCGCAGACAGUUGUUGGCUCGACUCUGGUGGAACACUUACACAUCAUGGCUACAAUAGUAGUAGCAACAGUAACAAUAGCAGCAUCAGCUCACUUAGCAGCAGUUCCAGUGAUAGUGAUUAUAAUAUGGCCGCAGAAGGUGGGGAUCUCGAUGCAGAUGCAGAUUCUUUGUCAUGCAGGCGAUCCGGUUUGUCUUCUAAUGAUCAGCUGGAGAAUGACCGGCAGAAACUGGGUUCUAAGCGCCCUCGGGCAGGAAUGGAGUCAUUUGGCCAAGUAGGUAGCAAGUCUGACUUUGGCUCCCUUGAGGUUAACACAUCAGUUAUUACUGGAGUUGAAAAUGAGCAGAAUGGAUCUCAUUGGGACUGGGAUGACGAGAGAGGCGUGGGCAUGGAUAUCCAAGCUCUUCUCUCUGAGUUUGGUGACUUUGGUGACUUCUUUGAGAAUGAUGCUUUACCUUUUGGAGAGCCCCCUGGAACUGCAGAGUCAGAGGCUCUAAUGUUUUCAGCUCCAGAUAUUGGAGAAGUUGGUAGCAGUCCUGUAGGGUCAAUGGAUGUUGAUCAAAUGCUUUUGCCUGUGGGUCUUCCAUCCUUUGAAAGCUUUAAUCCGACUCCCUCGAUGACCAUGGAUGAGUGUGUGAGCAAAAAUGAAGAUGUUACUCAUGGUGUUAUGACUAUAAGCUCAACAAACUACAGUCCACCCUCUUUUACGGGCGAGUUUGAUCAUUUAAUAAAGGCUGAAGCUCUUAUGACAUUUGCCCCAGAGUAUGGAGCAGUUGAAACGGCAACCAGCGAGGUAUCUUCUUCAGUGUUUAGAAGUCCAUAUUGCCCCAAGUCUCGUAGAGUAGAGAGCUCAAACUCAAAUUCAAGCAAUUACACAUAUGGUGCAACACCUCCGUUUUCUCCUUCUAUCAAUGGGUCAGAUGAGAAGAAUACCAGGCAUGCUACCCCAAAAGCAGGUAAUGAAAGGAGUGAUGCAAAGAAAUAUUACACUCAUGUGGAAGGUGGAAGAGAGCAACAUGGUAAAAAGUCAUCCAAGAUUGAAGGCAACACUGUUGCCGGGGAGCGAUUUGCACAAUCUUCUUUAUCUACUUUUAGUUCUUCAACCACUGCCAAGACCGUGCAGCUGAAGGUGAAUGAAGGUGUGCUAGGAUCAGACAGUUUUCUUCUUUCUAAGAAGACUGUGCUGGCAACUGAAGUUGAAUGCAUCUUGUUCCAAGCUUUGAUGUGUAGGGUACGUCAUACAUUGUCGUCUAAUCCAGUACCUAUAAAUUUGAGUAGGUCAGGUGGAGGAAAUUUGAAUCAGUUACAUGGUGAUGCAAGUGCUAUGACAGACAAUAUCUCUAGCAGGUAUGAAACGAAAAAGAAAGAAACAAUACCAGUCCGAAUAGCUGGUGAUGUUGACCGGGGAGUGUUAGAUAGCCACCUCAACGCACCUGUUGGUGUUUGGCGCACUGUAGGAGGUCCGAAAGUGACAAAACCUACCAGUGCUCCAAGUAUUGAAGUCAGCCCAUCCUUAUCCCAUCAUUCGCUUAGUGAGGAAGGAAUGCUCUCUUAUGGGCAAAGGCAUCCACUACAGGAGCUUCUUGAUGGGAUGGUCUUACUUAUUCAACAAGCUACUUCUGCUGUUGACUUGGCUCUAGAUUCAGAUUGUGGUGAUGGUCCUUAUGGCUGGCUUGCAUUACAAGAACAUUGGAGGCGUGGUUUCUGCUGUGGCCCUUCUAUGGUCCAUGCAGGCUGUGGAGGUACCUUGGCUGCUUCGCAUUCCUUGGACAUUGCUGGCACAGAGUUGGUAGAUCCACUAGCUGCAAAUAUUCACGCGUCUUCUGUUAUUAGUCUGCUGCAUACUGAAAUUAAAACAGCCUUAAAAUCUGCAUUUGGGAGUUUGGAUGGACCGUUGUCAGCUGCUGAUUGGUGCAAAGGUCGUAGUCUCUCCAGUGGUGGUUCAAAUAUAUGUGAUGGGCCUGUCAUUGAGUCUACUCCAAGUGAAUCUAGAGAUUCUUCCAGCUCCAUGGGAGAACCAAUGAGCCCAGCUCAGUCAUCCGCUGGUGGAUUAUCCGGUCUUAGAGGUAGUUUAAAUCUUGUUCAUGUGCUGUACAUUUAUGUUGUUCAGCAUAAUUCAGUACUCAACAAUGGUGCUAUUGAUACUGGUGCCAACUGCUGUAGAUGGAGCAAAGUAAAGAGAUUUAAACAUGGUAGGUACCAGGAUGACUGGCUUAAAGCUUCAGCAAGCUCAUUACAGCUUUGGGAAAAGGCACCUUUUGAACCAUAUGCUUCUCCAAAACCUAUUACUUAUUAUGUUGUCUGUCCAGACAUUGAUUCCCUUACAUCUGCUGCUGCUGAUUUUUUCCAACAACUUGGAACUGUUUACGAAGCAUGCAAGCUAGGGACACAUUCAGCUCAGAAUUUGGGAAACCAGAUGGAAAUUGACAGAGGGAAAUGGUUGGCUUCUGGCUUUGUGUUGCUCAACUGCCCUCAGUCGAUGAAGAUUGAAAGCAGCAAUGCAUCUCUUGUGGGGUCGAUAAGUGACUACUUCCUUUCCCUCUCCAAUGGUUGGGACUUGACUAGUUAUCUGAAGUCUCUUUCCAAAGCUAUUAAAUCUUUGAAACUUGGUCCAAGCUUACCAACACACCCAAAAGAAGGAAACAGCAGUCCUUGCUCGGUUAUCUAUGUGGUCUGUCCAUUCCCAGAACCUAUUGCAGUUUUACAAACUGUUGUGGAAUCUUGUGUUGCUCUUGGAUCAGUUGCUCUUCCAUUGGAUAGAGAUAGGAGAUCUAUAUUGCAGAGUCAGAUAGGAAAAGCAUUAAGCUGUUUGAUGGCAGUUGAUGAAGCAUCAGCAUCAAAUGUUCUAGUACUCCCAGGAUUCAGUAUCCCCAAAUUGGUAUUGCAGGUGGUGACAGUUGAUUCAAUCUUUAAGGUCACUGGUUCGGUCCUUAGUGAACUCACCAUACUUAAAGAGACCGCAUUCACCGUCUAUAACAAGGCACGCAGACUUUCUAAAGGAUCUCCUUAUGAUGUACAGUCAUCAUCGGUAUCUAGCAGGUCUCACUCAGCAAUGACACCACCUGUAGUUUCAAUUCCGUCAAUGUGGAAAGACUGUGUCGGUCCUCGAAUUGGAGGCCCUCCACUUCCUAGAGAGGCUGCUGAUAUUGAUGCCAGCUUGAGACCUGGAGCUUGGGACAACACUUGGCAGACAACAAGGGUUGUUGGAGGAUUGAACUGUGAUACCAACCGAAAUGGGGAUUUUUUCUCACUUCAAGAUGGGACUCGCUACAUGCUUGAACCACUCUUCAUUCUUUCAGAACCCGGUUCUCUGGAACAUGCUGUUUCACCUUCCUUCCAUAACACUGCAACCUCCGACUCUUCAAAAAUGUUAUCUGAUGAUGGUGGUGGGGAUGCUAGUUCGGGCUCUCAAAAUGAUGGAUCUCAGUCAGAUGGGUUUGGGUCUAACUAUCAGAAGGCUCUUCUUCCUAGUCUCCACUGCUGCUAUGGGUGGACUGAGGAUUGGCGUUGGCUAGUAUGCAUAUGGACAGAUGCAAGGGGAGAACUGCUCGACACCCAGAUAUUCCCUUUUGGUGGAAUUAGUAGUCGACAGGAUACAAAAGGUUUGCAAUGCCUUUUUGCGCAAGUUCUGCAACAAGGGUGUCAAUUACUGCAGGCCUGUUCUUCUCCUGAUUUUACUGUGAAGCCUCGAGAUUUUAUCAUUUCUCGAAUUGGAAAUUUCUUUGAGCUCGAGUACUUAGAGUGGCAGAAGGCCAUUUAUUCUGUUGGGGGAGCAGAGGUGAAGAAAUGGCCUGUGCAACUCCGACGUUCAAUGCCUGACGGAAUGCCUGGAAGCAACAAUGGAUCUUCCUUGCAGCAGCAACAGCAGCAGGAUAUGAGCUUGAUUCAAGAGAGAACCUUACCUUCAUCCCCCAGCCCGCUAUAUUCAAAGGCUUCUAGCUUCAUGAAAGGUAAUAAUUUGGGACAAUCUUCAGGGAGAAAGCAGCUUAUGGGCGGAGGGCAUACAUCAACAGUUGAUAGCUCUAGGGGGAUCCUCCAGUGGGUCCAGAGCAUCACUUUUGUCGCAGUCUCCAUCGAUCAUUCUUUGCAUCUUCUUUGUCAAGCAGAUUCAUCUUCCUCUGGAGGGACAACUCAAGGUGUUAACAGUAGCAGCACACCACCAGGAUCAGGAUAUGUAGAAGGUUUUACUCCAGUGAAGCCUCCAAGCUCUGCCUCAGCAGCUUACCUCCUAAUUCCAGCACCCAGCAUGCGUUUCCUCCCUUCAACCCCACUCCAGCUUCCCACAUGUCUCACGGCAGAAUCCCCACCAUUAGCUCAUCUCCUCCACAGCAAGGGCUACGCUAUCCCGCUCUCGACCGGCUUCGUCGUCUCGAAAGCCGUGCCUUCCGUGAGGAAAGACAUCAGGAGCAACUCGAGGGACGAGUGGCCUUCAGUCCUCUCAGUGAGCCUCAUCGACUCCUACGGUGGAGAUAGGGCCACAAUGAAGCAAGGAGUGAGGGAUAAUGGGGCGGAGUCCAACGUGAUUCUCGGGUCCGUUGCAGCCGAGCUUCAUGCCUUGUCAUGGAUGACGGUCAGCCCUGCAUACUUGGAGAGACGCUCUGCACUUCCGCAACAUUGUGACAUGGUUCUGAGACUCAGGAGACUGCUGCAUUUUGCUGAUAAAGAGCUGUCUUCACAACCAGAUAAGCCGUAGUUGAAGACUAACAAAUCCCUUACAAGCUGGCGAAUCCCUUGGUAUCGAUCGAGAGUGGCGAAAGGUUGGUCGUGGCGGGGAUUAGGGUGGUGUACCAUAGUGUAAUGACGUUCUUAUUUUGUACAUGGGUGAUUUGUAGCCUGUUUGGUAAGUUAAAACACAAUUUUCGUUAUUGGUAAAGCAGAAUUAGUGGUCAUGUGAUUUGGCUAUGUCAAUUGUAAAUUAGUAGAGUAGACUGGGGAUGGGGAGGGUCAGUUGCACUGUGUUGUUUAGAGUUGUAGCCCCAUUGUAUUAUGGUUGAGUCAGUUGGCGAUGAUCAGGUCGGAAUCGGAUGCCGAGAGACCCUUUGAUGGCAUAACACACAUGCAUGUCUGUCAGCCCUUAAGACGGUAAUUUUACGCCUAACGCAGAGCAAACACUUGUUCUUGCACUAGUUUUACGGCAAACGUUACUGUUAGCAGGGAAGGUUCAAGGUCCCAUGACCAGACCUGGUUUCUUUUCCUAAUUCUGAAUCAUCAAUCGACUAGCGU